CUCUAACGCACUCUCCACAUCUUUCCAGCACUUCAAAACUCUCAUGAGUGCCUGCAGCUGACAAACUCAGACAAACUUUUCAUUUUUGGUGAGCUGAUCCAGGACAUUCCUAGACAGCUCAGUUCGGCUUUCAGCCACAGCAAGCUGCUUUUUCUCUCUUUUUUUAAGGGAUUAUUGCUCUUAUUUUAAAACCUUUUUUUUAGUCUUUUUUUUUCAAUAAUUCAGUAUUUUAAAACAAGGGGGGAAAAGGGCAGCUCCAUUCAUCCAGGAUGUCUUUGCCUCUGCUGAGUGGAAUUGUAGUGCUCUUCUUGGGGAUGGUGGCACGAAGCUCACUCACUCCGGUGUCUCCAGAUGGGCACCCCUCAGUGACCGACUGCCCUUCGUGUGCCCUGGCGAGAAUGCAAAAGGAUAUGCCAGCCACCUCUCAGCCUGACAUGGUAGAGGCUGUCAAACAGCACAUUUUGAACAUGCUGCACUUGAAGAUGAGACCAAACAUCACCCAGUCUGUGCCCAGGGCAGCCCUCCUGAAUGCCAUCAAAAAGCUGCAUGUAGGCAAAGUCGGUGAGGAUGGCAAUGUGGAGAUAGAGGAUGAGAACUCCAACCGGGCAGACGUGAGUGAGCUGGCUGACCAGACUUCAGAAAUCAUCACUUUUGCUGAGGCAGGUCCAUCCCGAGAUAUUGUGCAUUUUCAGAUAUCCAAGGAAGGCAGUGAUUUAUCUUUGAUAGAACAAGCAAAUGUGUGGCUAUUCCUAAGGCUUUCCAAGACUAACAGAAGCCGAGCCAAAGUGACUAUUCGGCUGUACCAGAAGAGACAAAAUGCAAACAAGACAGGAGCAGAGAUUAUGGUAUCAGAGAAAGCUGUUGACACUCGAAGAAGUGGUUGGCACACAUUGCCAGUAGCUAGCAUUGUCCAAGCCUUGCUAGAGAAAGGCCACAACACCUUAGAUCUGAGGAUAGCCUGUGACCAAUGCCAAGAAGCUGGCGCUACCCCAAUUCUUGCAGAGAAAGAGGAGAAGGAACAAUCUCAUCGACCCUUCCUCAUGGUUGUAGCAAGACAGUCAGAGGAUCACCCACACCGGCGACGAAAGAGGGGUUUGGAAUGUGAUGGGAAGAUCAGUAUCUGUUGCAAAAAGCAGUUUCAAGUCAGCUUCAAGGAUAUUGGUUGGAAUGACUGGAUUAUUGCACCUUCAAGCUAUCAUGCAAACUACUGUGAAGGUGACUGUCCUAGCCACAUAACAGUCACUUCUGGCUCUCCUCUCUCUUUUCACUCAACUGUCAUCAGUCACUACAGAAUUCGGGGUUACAGCCCCUUUAACAGUAUGAAAUCUUGCUGUGUGCCUACCAAAUUGAGGGCAAUGUCCAUGUUAUACUACGAUGACGGACAAAACAUUGUUAAAAAAGACAUCCAAAACAUGAUUGUAGAAGAAUGUGGCUGUUCCUAAAAUAUGCAAACAUAUGCCAUGAACGAAUAUACAUAAAUGGUGAAAUUAUUAUAAAAACAAUCACUUCAUGUGGACCUAGAAACAUUGACAGACUGAACGUGGUGUCGGAUUUGGAGGCGCCUCGUAAUCUGCUGAUUAUCUGUCACUUGAACCAGCCUGUGGCACUUUCCCAUUUGAAAGAAAAAAAAAUAUAUAUAUAAAUAUAAACAUAUAAUAUAUUUUUGUUACAAAUAAGCAACAUAAAGAGGGGGGCAAAAGAGAAAGAGAGAGAGAGAAUAUUUUUGCUGCAAGUAAUGCAGCAUUGACGGUCAGCACUGCACUGCAAUAAAAAAAGUUUGUGUUGAUAAGGUGCCUACGGUUUCGAAAACUAUGCAACCUGUCAAUUUUCUUUUUUUUUUUUUAACUGUUUACCUUUUCAAAAAAGAGGAAGACUUUUUUUUUGGAAGUAAAUGUUUAAUCUUUUUUGUCAUUGAGAGAUACUUGAAAGAAACAUGUUUGACCAGCUGCUGGAGCCAAACACUAUAUAAUUAUUUUGUUGUUGUUAUUGAUAUUGUUAUUUGUAUUUUUAAACGUUCUGAACGUUGACAAUUUGCACUAUAUCGACAUUUCUGCCUAAUUGUUAUUUAACAGGUAGUGGAAUAGAGGUGAGCUGCACUUAAAUGUGAGCUAAACAAACCUGUACAGCACACAAAAUAAUAAGACGAGGGUUGGGUGAGGAGGGGGGUUGUAGGGAAACAACUUUUAAAACUUUUUUUUUUUUUUGGUUCUUUUAACAAAAACACCAAAGACUUUGUGUGAGUGUUGUGAUUGUAAUCAGACAGUUCUUCACAAAAUGACUUGUUCAGUCAGGCUUUGGUUGAAAGAGAUCAACGAUUUAAAACCCUGAUUCACUAUGCCACCAGGAGCAUUGAGUUCUCCAAAUGUAGUAAAACACUGUUGAGGAGGCUGACAAUAAAUAAAAAGCACUUCUUAUCUUUUUGGACUCUGCCAGUCAUGUGCAAAACCACAUAUUGGAAAUAAAGUAAAGAAAUAUUCAAUAAUGGACAUUCUUUACCCUACACUUAAAGCCAGUUAAGAGAUUUAGCCAGUAAUAUAAUGUGUUGCCACAGCCUUGUGCAUUGGUCUUUUCUAAUAUGGGAAAAAAAUGACUCUUCCUUUUGUUUCACAGAGGAUAAGAACAAACAUAUGUCUUUGACCAGGUUUUUCCUAAUUUAAUUACUCUAGUAUAACAUAAGGUAAAGCCACCCCAGCCAGCUACUAGAAAAUACGCAGAGUAUUUCGGCAAAUGCUUCACAUAUCUUGUCAUUUAUUUAGCCUGCACGCAGUUGGCCAUGGCAUAUCCACACACACAAACACACACACACACACACACACACACACACUAGUGUCUUUACUUGUGGCUAUCAGACUCCCAAGUUCCAACUUGUCUUAAAAGCUUUUGUGUGUGUAUAGAGCAACAAAUACUGUACCUGUGUACAGUGUCCAACUACAAGCAGCUUGACAAGAUUUACUAGAAAGUCUCACUUUGUACUAAUAUAGUCUGGGCUUGACCAAGGUUCAUUAACAGGCACAGCAUCAAAACACAAUGAAAUGGAAGCUAAAGUGUUUGAACUAAUAAAAUGAAAAACAACUUUAUUUUUUAAUCUGUAUAUAUCGACAUGCUGAUAAAUUUAUGUUGCAUUGCUUUGUUGUACAAUUCAGAACAAGAUGUGCUUGUGGCUAUGUUUUCUAUCUAAUUUAUUUUACUUUUUGGCUUCUUUAUUAAAGCUUAAGGGUUGUACACUA
Erpetoichthys calabaricus (reedfish) is the source of this 3227-nucleotide messenger RNA. RefSeq names its product inhibin subunit beta Ab (gene inhbab). The record is from RefSeq and is a predicted model, not a curated record. Gene Ontology annotation, molecular function: hormone activity; growth factor activity; cytokine activity. Gene Ontology annotation, biological process: SMAD protein signal transduction; BMP signaling pathway. Bases 270 to 1442 code for a protein of 390 amino acids. Lineage: Eukaryota; Metazoa; Chordata; Cladistia; Polypteriformes; Polypteridae. The transcript has 2 exons. Gene Ontology annotation, cellular component: extracellular region.